This is a messenger RNA of Eruca vesicaria subsp. sativa (arugula), 558 nucleotides long. The record is from the annotation of a GenBank genome assembly. NCBI's taxonomy places the organism in Eukaryota, Viridiplantae, Streptophyta, Magnoliopsida, Brassicales, Brassicaceae.
AUGGCCACCAUCACAAAAUCUAUGACUAACAUAGUUAAAUCCCUUGAAUCUUCCCCACAGAUGCAAUGUUCUAACAAGUUUCAGGGUUCUCGUCAAGAUAUAUUGAGGUAUGGGAUUUCUGGAAUUGCUCUUUCUUGUGUCUACUAUGGAAGGCAAACAGCUACAACUGUUCCAGAAUUCCCAUCUAAACUUGAUUGGUUAAACACUGCCCCUCUCCAGUUUCGCCGGGAUUUGAAAGGGAAAGGUGCAUUCUUAAAGGGUAGAGAGAUAGGUAAUCUACAGAAGAUGUCAGAGACGAUGGAUUCAUUUGAACAGCAGUUUGUUAACAUGGAGGUACAAGCUGAGUUCAUGGAGAACGCCAUGGCUGGUUCAACAUCAUUGUCUACUCCAGAAGGCGACAUCAACAACCUGAUGCAGCAGGUAGCAGAUGAUUACGGUCUUGAAGUCUCUGUUGGACUACCUCAGGCUGCUGGUCAUGCCAUUCCUACUGCGACAGGGGAGAAAGUUGAUGAGGAUGACUUGUCCAGGAGGCUUGCAGAGCUCAAGGCCAGAGGAUGA